ACAACCAAGAAGUCAUGCAGUUCACUACGAACCACUAAGGAAGUCGAACCUCAAGUGCUCCCAGCCCCACCACAACCGCUCAACCUAGCCCAGAAAUGCGUGGAUUUAUUGUCCUGUGUCUUUCCGCCGUCGCGCUGGCCGCGCCCCAGGGCUACAACUACAAUCCUGGCCCGUCCGGCUUCGGUGGCAUCAGCACGACUAGUGGGGGCGCCUCCUUUUUCCAGGGAGCCGCUCAGGCUGCCCCGGUGCAGCCGCAAGCCAUCUACCAGCAACCAGCCGUGCAGACCCACCACCAUCAGCAUCAGGUGCAACAGGCCCAGCAGGUGCAGCAGCAGCAAGCCAUCGUCUCCAAGCGCUUCUUUAUCCACUCCGCCCCGGAGGAGGCCGAGGACUACAAGGAGCGUCACAUCACCGUCGGCGUCCCCAAGCGCAACUACAACGUGGUGUUCAUCAAGUCGCCCCAGCGCAACAAUAGGAAGACCAUCAAGAUCAGUCCCGCCGCCAACGAGGAGAAGACCGUCAUCUACGUGCUGAGCAAGAAGGGCGAAAGCGAUUUGAACGCUGAAGUUGUGGAGCAGGCCAGCUCCACCAGUAAGCCGGAGGUCUUCUUCAUUAAGUACAAGACCAACGAGGAGGCCGCCCACGCCCAGCAGCAGAUCCAGGCCCAGUACGAUGCCCUGGGUGGCAGCAGCCAGCUGACCGAUGAGGGAGUAGCCCCCGUUACCUCCGUGAUUGGAGCACUUGGAGGCAGCGACGGGCACGUCGAUGCGGGAUCCGCUGUGGGCGGUACUGGAGCAGCCCAGAUCAUCUCCACCGGAUCCGCCGGAUCGCACACGGGCAACGCAUACCUGCCACCCAAUUUUUAACUAUUGAGCAUUAUUCCCCAAAAAUAACUUCACAAUCCUCUGUGAAAAUUGUUGUUAAUAAUAAACUUAUACUGCUGUUGAACUUAA
Molecule: messenger RNA, 953 nt
Organism: Drosophila takahashii
Lineage: Eukaryota; Metazoa; Arthropoda; Insecta; Diptera; Drosophilidae
Gene: TwdlV
Product: TweedleV
Source: RefSeq, a predicted model, not a curated record